Molecule: messenger RNA, 2650 nt
Organism: Grammomys surdaster
Lineage: Eukaryota; Metazoa; Chordata; Mammalia; Rodentia; Muridae
Gene: Pot1
Product: protection of telomeres 1
Exons: 16
Coding region: 132-2021 (629 amino acids)
Biological process (GO): telomere capping; regulation of telomere maintenance via telomerase
Cellular component (GO): nuclear telomere cap complex; chromosome, telomeric region
Molecular function (GO): telomerase inhibitor activity; G-rich strand telomeric DNA binding
Source: RefSeq, a predicted model, not a curated record
GGAAGGAGUCGUGAAUAGAUCCGAGUACGCCCUCAUGCUUCGGAGUGGUGCAGGAACGGGAAGACUCGGUUGCUUCUUAAUGCCUUGUGGAAGUAAAACAGCUAUUUUGAAGACUAGACUUUAAGGUUCCGAUGACUCCCUAUACAUAUACACCCCUGAAUCUACUUAAGGAAGGUACAAUUGCCAAUGUCUAUGGUGUUGUGAAAUUCUUUAAGCCUCCAUAUGUCAGCAAAGGGACUGAUUAUUGCUCAGUCGUAACAAUUGUGGACCAGACAAAUGUGAAGUUAACGUGCAUGCUCUUUAGUGGAAACUAUGAAGCCCUUCCGAUCAUUUAUAAAGUUGGAGACAUUGUUCGCUUCCACAGGCUGAAGAUCCAAGUAUAUAAAAACGAGCUUCAGGGAAUCAACAGCUCUGGUUUCGCAUCUUUGACAUUUGAAGGAACUUUAGGGACACCUGUCAUAGCACGUACCUCAAGCAAAGUUUUUAGCUUCACUCCUCAGGACCAAAAGAUGGUAGAAGCUCUGCGGGCUUGGGCAUCCAGGCACAUGUCAGCCUCUUCAACCUUAGUGCAGCUGUGCGAUGCUCAGCCCAUGCAGUAUUAUGACCUGACCUGUCAGCUGCUGGGGAAAGCACAACUGGAUGGACCAGCAUUUCUUCUGAAGGUAUGGGACGGAACCAGGACUAUGUUUCCCUCUUGGAGAAUCUCCACUCAAGAUCUUACUUUUGAAGGGGACUUGAGUCACAUUCUGCGGCUACAGAGUCUGGUGAUAGACAUUCUAGUCUAUGAUAACCAUGUUCAAGUGGCAAAAUCCCUCAAGGUUGGAAGCUUUCUUAGAAUCUAUAGCCUCCAUACCAAGCUUCAGUCUGUUAAUUCAGAAACCAGCAGUUCACCCUUAAGGCUGGAGUUCCAUCUCCAUGGAGGGACCAGUUAUGGUCGGGGAAUCAGGGUUUUACCAGAUACAAGCUCUUGUGUGGAUCAGCUGAAAAAAGAUUUAGAAUGUGCGAAUUCAGCAGUCACUCAGACCUCAAAUAGUAUCUGUCAGUCAAAAAAUGAGGACAGCUUUGCACUUUCAAGCUCAGUAUCACUGUAUGAGGAAGAACGAUGUCAGCAAGUCUCUGCUACAAUACUUACAGAUCACCAGCAUUUAGAGAAAACACCAUUGUGUGCCAUUUUGAAGCAAAAAGCUCCUCAACAGUUUCGAAUCCGUGCCAAACUGAGGUCGUAUUUGCCCAGAAGACUUUUCCAGUCUGUUAAACUUCUUUGUCCUAAAUGUCACUCAUUGCAAGAAGUUCCACAUGAAAAUAAUUUGGAUAAAAUUUUGCAAGAUGCUGCAACUGAAGCUCUAGACAUCAAGCUGAAAGAUACGUCAUUGUAUGAGUCAAAAGUCUGGACCACUGAAGGCCAGGGAGGACGGCAGGUCGCUGUUCAUUUUGUGAAAAAUGAUAACAUCCUCCCACUUUCAAGUGAAUGUCUAAUUUUGAUAGAAGGAGGAAGGCUCUGUGAAGUCUCUAAACUAUCCAGCAAGUUCCACAGUGUGAUCCCUGUGAGGUCCGGCCCUGAGGAUCUGGAGCUCCUCGACCUUGCAGCCCCAUUCCUCAUACAGGGAAAGGUGCAUCACUAUGGAUGUAAACAAUGUUCAAGCUUGAAACCUAUACAAAACCUAAGUUCCCUUCUUAAUAAUGGACCAUGGAUUCCUUCCUCUGUGGCAGAAGUGCUGGGCAUUGUGCCCCUGCAGUAUGUGUUUGUGAUGAUUUUCACUCUGGAUGACGGAACAGGAGUAUUGGACGCUUACCUCAAGGAUUCUGAAAACUUUUUCAAGAUCUCAGCAUCAGAAAUCCUAACUGAUGACAACCUUCAGAAGAGUCUGGAAACAAUCAUGGAUAUGAUAUGUACCCCAGGAAUAAAAGUUGAUGCGUACCCAUGGCUAGAGUGCCUCAUCAAGUCCUACAAUGUCACCGUUGGAACAGAGCAGCGAAUUUGCUACCAGAUUUUUGACACCACAGUUGCUGAAGAUGUAUAGUGCUACCGUUCAGUGCAGUGUGUAUGGGAUUUUACAAUUUUAGAAAAGGUCAAGACUCUCUGAAAUUCUCAGAAGACACUUUGCUGUUGUCAAAAAGUGUUGUAUACAUUUUCACUAUUUCAUCAUUUGUACAGAAAAAUAUUUUAUUGUUAUUUAUGCUAUCUUGUGAACAUGUCAAUAAUCACUUUUUGCUUAUCAUGUCCUGGGAGGUACAGAAUAGGUAGCACUGAUGGGGAGAAACCAGGCUUUCUUGGCUCUUGUUUAUAAAACACUGGGAGCUAAUUUUCCUUCUGUGCUAUUUGAUGUUUUUAUGUACAGAAGAAUCCUCUUAGCAACUUCUGAUAGCAUUUUCCCUCUGCUUCCACACAUGAGUCCAGGUUAACUGAGUGCUAGUUGGACAAAGUGCUUGUCUCAGUGAGCCUGAGUAUACUAAAAGGAGGCUUUGCUUUCAGAAGACAUGACAGAAUGUUUUGUCUGGGUGCGCUUCAUGCCCAUUUUAGAAUACAUGUAUCUCUUUGAACCAAAUAGUAUGAUUGACUUUCUGCUUCUCUCUGGAAUACUAGAAGUUAUUUCAUUCCAUACCAGCUAAUAAAGUGAUGAAAUUUAUGAUUUUUUUGUGAAAUAGUGAA